This is a messenger RNA of Drepanopeziza brunnea f. sp. 'multigermtubi' MB_m1, 855 nucleotides long. NCBI's taxonomy places the organism in Eukaryota, Fungi, Ascomycota, Leotiomycetes, Helotiales, Drepanopezizaceae. The record is from RefSeq and is a predicted model, not a curated record.
AUGGCCUGCCCAUCGUUGGUGGUCGAGGUCCUAUCGGCUCAGAUAAGGGUCGCGGCCCGUGGCCUGGGCCUGUCGGAAUGUGCCAAAGCAGCAAUUCGAGCCUUCAGGAUGUCGCCACUUCGGACUCCAUCCUGCGAUCGCAAUCCUCUCUCCCCCCACGUUCAGAGGCCUCCUCCGCAGCGGUUUCUGCCGUUGUCGACCACACCAGCGCCCGCGCCCGCGCCCGCGCCAGCACCAGCACCAGCACCAGCGCCAGCACCAGCACUACUGCAGGCCGAUCUACCCAUCUACCUACCUAGCCAUCUAUCCACUCAUGAGCGCACGAAUGAAGCCAACACGAUGAUACAGAUACGCAGGCCGCAGCUGAUUGAGUUGCCUGCUGCCCUUCUGCCCUUUCCCACACAUCCCAACUCACCGAUACUGGAUACUGGAAACUGGAUACUAGAUGCUGGAUACUGGAUACUGGAUGCUGGAUGCUGGAUGCUGGAUGCUGGAUGCUGGAUGCUGGAUGCUGGAUGCUGGAUGCUGGAUGCUGGAUACUGGAGUGCCGCCAGCACUGAAAUCGAGGGUUUCUUCGUUACUGACCUCGGUACUGACCUUGCUACUGUACUGACUGACCUUGCUACUGACCUCGUUGCUGCCCUCGUUCCUGCCCUCGUUCCUGCCCUCGUUCCUGCCCUCGUUCCUGACCUCGUUACACCGGUGGGCCGCCCUCAUCCUCGUCCCUCCAUUGUCGUUGUAGGAGCCGGUCGUGUCGCGACAGUUGUCGACCGUCGAUGGCAAGUGCCGUCGCCUCUUGCACCAGACUCUGUACCUGCACCUCGAGACGCUGGCUGUGCUUCCGUCCUUGCCUAA